Triticum dicoccoides is the source of this 1403-nucleotide messenger RNA. Its product is annotated as IAA-amino acid hydrolase ILR1-like 3. Bases 90 to 1325 code for a protein of 411 amino acids. The record is from RefSeq and is a predicted model, not a curated record. Gene Ontology annotation, biological process: auxin metabolic process. The transcript is spliced from 5 exons. Gene Ontology annotation, cellular component: endoplasmic reticulum. Gene Ontology annotation, molecular function: IAA-Ala conjugate hydrolase activity. Lineage: Eukaryota; Viridiplantae; Streptophyta; Magnoliopsida; Poales; Poaceae.
GCGCGCGGCUUCCAGUUCCAUCUCGGUUUAGCUCCCACAUCUCCAUUCAACCUCCCUCUCUGCUAGCUAGCUAGCUGCUUGAUCGAUCGAUGGCGUCGGCGUCGACCCUGGGGCGGCAGCUGCUCGAGGAGGCGCGGGCGCCGGUAUUCGCGGCGUGGUUGCGUGGUCUGCGGCGGCAGAUCCACCAGCACCCGGAGCUGGCCUUCCAGGAGCACCGCACCUCGGCGCUCGUGCGCGCCGAGCUGGACGCCCUCGCCAUCCCCUACGUCUGGCCCGUCGCACGCACCGGUGUCGUCGCCACCAUCGCCGGCAGCGCCGGCCCCGGCCCCGUAUUCGCGCUCCGAGCAGACAUGGACGCGCUGCCCAUCCAGGAGAUGGUAGAGUCGGAGUUCAAGAGCAAAGAAGACGGCAAGAUGCAUGCGUGCGGGCACGACGCGCACGUCGCCAUGCUUCUCGGAGCAGCCAAGCUGCUUCAAUCCCGCAGGGACAAUCUCAAGGGCACGGUGAAGCUCGUUUUCCAGCCGGCGGAGGAAGGCCACGCCGGCGGUUACCACGUGCUGCAGGAAGGUGUCCUUGACGACGUGGAUGCCAUCUUUGGAAUGCACAUCGACACGUUUUUGCCGGUGGGCACUGUUUGCUCCAGACCCGGUGCGUUCCUCGCCGGAUCAGCUCGCUUCAAAGCGACCAUCGUUGGGAAGGGCGGUCAUGGAGCCAUGCCACACGGCGCCGUCGACCCGGUGGUCGCCGCUUCCUCGGCCGUGCUUAGCCUCCAGCAGAUCAUUGCCCGUGAGGUCGAUCCCCUUCAGGGUGCGGUGGUGUCGGUGACCUUCAUCAAAGGAGGUGAAACAUUCAACGUCAUUCCGGAAUCUGUGACCUUGGGUGGCACCUGCAGGAGUAUGACAACAGAAGGAUUAUCCUACCUCAUGAAGAGGAUCAGAGAGGUGAUCGAGGGCCAGGCGGCGGUGGGCCGAUGCUCGGCAACGGUGGACUUCAUGGAGGAAGAGCUUCGGCCGUACCCGGCGACCGUAAACGAUGAGGGCAUGUACGUGCAUGCCAAGGCAGUGGCAGAGGACAUGCUUGGGGAGGAGAACGUGAGCCUCUGCCCCCAGGUGAUGGCGGCGGAGGAUUUCGGGUUCUACGCUCAGAAGAUCCCGGCCGCUUUCUUCUUUGUCGGUGUCCACCCCGCUGGUGAGGAGAUCAACCAUGUGCACACACCAUACCUGGUGAUCGAUGAGGAUGUGCUCCCCGUUGGUGCCGCCAUGCAUGCUGCCGUGGCCAUUGAGUUUUUUAACAAGCAUACCGUCUCCUCUCCUUCUCUGUCCUGAUAUCUCUGUAUACUUGUAUCGUUAGUACAAAAAGACAUGUCACAUACUAUUUUGCAUCCCAAGCAUUUUUUAAAACAA